Malassezia sympodialis ATCC 42132 is the source of this 1332-nucleotide messenger RNA. RefSeq names its product C2H2-type zinc finger protein. Gene Ontology annotation, molecular function: DNA-binding transcription factor activity, RNA polymerase II-specific; RNA polymerase II cis-regulatory region sequence-specific DNA binding. Lineage: Eukaryota; Fungi; Basidiomycota; Malasseziomycetes; Malasseziales; Malasseziaceae. The record is from RefSeq and is a predicted model, not a curated record. Gene Ontology annotation, biological process: regulation of transcription by RNA polymerase II. Gene Ontology annotation, cellular component: chromatin.
AUGGGACAAUACAACACGAUGGAUUUUCUCGGAAAUGUCACGGGGGGGCCACAUGCCGCUGCGGCUGAAGCUCUCGCUACCUUUUCCUCGUCUGUCGGUGAUUCGGCCAAUAACUCUAACCUCUAUGUGCAUGUGCCGUCAUCGCCUCAGAUUCCAGUGCCCCAGGCCCCUGUCACACAGGCGCCCCCCCUGCAUGGCCCGCCUUUUCUUUGCCCCACUUGCAACACUUCGUACUCACGUCUGGAGUACCUUCGCCGCCACGAACGGCGCCACGCCGACAUCCGUCCUUUUUCGUGCCCAUGCGGGAAAUCUUUCUCUCGCAGUGAUGUGUUGGCCCGUCACAAGACCAAGUGUCGCGUCGUACUCAGCGGUGAGGCCCAAGCGUCGCCGUCCAGCAACAGUUCGUCAACAAAGACAGAGCGCUCACAGCGCAAUGUGUCACGCUCCACACGUGGCCGCCCCAGCACCCAGUCACGGCCACGCAGCGACAGAGACUCUUUCAGCGAUCUUUCAGUCGACCCUGCCCUCUCCGGGACUGCGUCCGUCGACCCCUCUAUGCAGCCGCCGCCACCGCUUGAGCCAGGCGUUCCCACUCACGGUGAGGGCGAAGAAGGCUCGUACGCGUAUGCCACCUCUGCACCUGCGGCGUACCCUCCGCAUAUCCCGCAACCGCAACACGUGGACAGCGAUUACGUGCAUGCAAAGACGGCGGCGCACUAUGCGCAGCCUCCCAGCAAUGCCCAUGCUCCAAUGCCUGUGCGCAUGCAUGACAGCAAGGUGUAUUCCCACAGUGCUCCGCGCACAGGUAGCGCACCCUAUGUGAGUGGGGCCUCGGCCAUCCAUCCAGAGCUGUCGGCGCGUGGGGGCGCUGCGGGCAUGUACAGCAGCCCGCAUCAGACAUCCGGCGCUAGCAGCCCCAGCCCGACGGCUAGUGGCUCUGGUGCUUACUAUCCAUCCCCGUCGCACAUGGGUGAGCAUAGCUCCGCGGCCCAUUACGAGGGAGCAAGCAGUGUAGGCACGCAACCGCCUACGACAAGCAAUGCCAUGUACCCCCACAGUAAGGACUUGUCGGGCCGGUACGGCAUGUCCUCUGCCAGUGCACUGUCUCCCUUUUCGAACACGGCGCUGAGCUCGAAUGUGUCGCCGUAUCUGUCUGCGUUCUCAUGUGCACGCGAUAUGCCGGCACGCGUCUCGAGCCCGCGCCUCGGCAACUCGAAUGGGAGCAGCUCGCAAGGUGGCCAGUCUCCUGCGACCUCAACUCAGCCGGCCUUGAAUGAGCAAGCGGCAUCGCAGCCGCCGUCAACGCAGCCGCAGCCUGAUGCGUCGCAGUAA